Haliaeetus leucocephalus (bald eagle) is the source of this 5151-nucleotide messenger RNA. RefSeq names its product yippee-like 5 (Drosophila) (gene YPEL5). NCBI's taxonomy places the organism in Eukaryota, Metazoa, Chordata, Aves, Accipitriformes, Accipitridae. Bases 2892 to 3257 code for a protein of 121 amino acids. The record is from RefSeq and is a predicted model, not a curated record. The transcript is spliced from 5 exons.
GCAGAGCGUGGGUCAGUCCCCCCGCCCCCCCCCCCCACGCCGCCGCUUCUGGCCGCCCGCCCUGUCGUUCGCGCUGUGCCCGGUUAGGGCAGCAGCGGUGCCGCUUGACGCAUCUCUCCUCUCCCUUCCCGGUUAGAAGGUGCUGCUUGUUCACCGCGCCUUGGAGACUUACUCAUCGCCGAAGCAGCCCUGAGUAGAGCCCGUGUCCCUGCCCCACAGGUGACUCUCAGGGGAGGCCGGUUGUCAGAAAUGGAGUGGUAGUUGUAACUUGCUGUUCCAGCAAUGAGCCAGCUACGCCUGUCAGCUCUUAGGUUGGAUUUUGCCUGUGAAAGUAUGGAUUCUCAGGGAACUGAAAUAUUUGGCAAGCGCUUUUUUUUUUUUUUUUGCGCUGGAAAAGGCUCUAGUCAAAGCAAAAAGGAAUGCAAAGACUGUCAUCUGUCUGUUCGUUUGUUACUCUGUGUACAGACCUCAGCUGUACUGUGCAAACAGAUACAGAUUAGAUUAAUCCAGCGUGCUUAUUUACGAAUAAAGGCUGUGUUUUGGACUAAUACAGUGAUAGAAUUUAAUAAAUUAUUGUUCUUUAUUUUCUUUAAACAGUAAACACGGUGUUAGGGUUAGAUUGAAGGAGUAACAAAGCAAGUACACCAGUCUCGUGAGAGAGAAACAGGGCAUGGCUCAGAGUGGUAGGUGUCGCAGAGUGGCUCUUGAUGUCAACAACUAAUGGCAGUAGAUUAACCAUUAGCCUAACUAAUGUUUGUGACUGAUGGCAGAAGGUGAGAGAACUUGCUCUGUCGUAAAGAUUCCCAGCUGGUUCAGCUAUAUAGCCAUAUAUAUAACUAUAUAACAGUUAUAUAUAAUCCUUUUAUGUAUAGACUCAUUCUGGAUAGCUGAAUUCAGGUAAUGUUUGUGACAAACGAAACUGUCCAUUUUUAAGUGUUACUUUCUUUUUCUAAUGUUAGUCUUUAGAAAUAUUAUUUGGAGGCUUCUGUCAUCUGUUACUUUCACUUCCGUAGUUGUGGAAGUACUUAACUUACAGAAUGCAGAUCUAAUUGUUUAUAUAUAGCUUUUAAUAAUAAUGAGUGAGUUUCAGCUGUAGCUGCUAAGUGCGUGAGGACAAAAGAAAUUGCACCUCAGAGCCCUGUAGAGAAGACAAGAACAGAUGAGAUUUGUUACUUAUCAUGUGACAGACUGAGAGUUGUACACAUGCACACAAAUAUAUAUAUGUAUAUAUAUUUAGCAUUCCCUCUGCUGGUAGUCAUCACAAGCUUGAAGUCUUGUUGUCCAAGUUAGGUCACUGGUUCAUGUUUGUUUACUAUCAUUUGACCUAUGUUGAAAUCUUGAGUUGCUCAGCUCUUGCUGAAAUACGUAAUUUGCUUAAGCAAGUUUUAACUUAAAAAUAUCUUGUUAAAUGUGUAGAGGAAAUGCCUAAACACUGUUAAUGUUUGGUAGCAAGGCUCUCUCUUUAAUUUUGGAGCCUUUACCUAUGUUUAGGAGUUUCCUAGUUAAUAUAAAAUUUUCUUGGUGAGAUGCACUAAGCAUAUUCGCACCCUUUCUGCCAGUUGGAUGUAGUUUGUAUGGAAGUUUAGGUGAUCAUUGUCUUUUCACCAUUUCUUUAAAGCUUGUUUAUUUGAUUUUUUUUUAUGACUCGUGAAACGUGUCUACGGGUGAAGAUUUGUAUCACUUCAGCACUAAAAUGAAUGAAAACAAAAUCUAAAUUUAGCCUUCUGAAUGCUGCAGAAUGGAUUAAUAGGCAAAAGUUGUCUUAUCUGCUUAAUUAGUAUAAGAAUAAAGGUAUUACAAAAGCAGGAAAUACAGCUUUCUUAAAAACAGUUGGGGAAUUAUGAGAGGAAAAGGUGAUCCUUUUCCUCUCUUAGGGAAGGGAAAGGGGAAAAAGAAAGGGGAAAAGAAACGAGACAGGAAUAGUUGCUGCUUUUGAACUCUUGUAGUGGCAAAGAAAAUUAAUCUGAGUCUGAUACCAUUUGUAAACUAAGACUUUUAUAUGUUAUCUAGCAAGAGUAUUGUGAGGGUGUAAGUUACUGUAUGUGGGAUGCUGAGAUAUGGGGGCUGUAUUAGAAACAAGCACCCAACUGUAUGGCUCUGCUCUCUGUAAACUUGAAACAAACUAUGCUGUAUUAGUGUUUGCAUGCACCAAUAUAACGUUAUGUUGACAUAUUUAAAUGCCAGUAUUACAAUGCGAAACUUUUGCCUUACCUAGAAAAAAAGCCAGUUUGCAAUAGAAAAUUAUACUACUGUAACUUGCACAAAUGCAGUUUCAUCCUGCACGGCAGCCUGUUCUAGGCGGGUGCUGUGCACUGCAUCUGGGCACAGCUUUCAUUACUUUGCCAAAGCCUCUUCAGUCGUUUGACUGUAUUAACUUCGUUGUACAGUUUGCUACAGUAGCUGGAUGGUUCUAAUGAGCAUAGCAUACUGUUCCAGUUCACUUUCUUACCUCACAUUUGGCUAUGUGUGGUGCUUUCUGGUAACGAAUUCUGCAUGUAGGCAGAGGCCAGAGGCUGGGCCCUGCUUACUUCAACAGUCACCGAAGUCAGUGGCAGACAGGUGAAUCUCAGACCUCCUAAGAGACUGACCGCAUGUGUAUUUUCAGAUGCACGCCUACUUGUGAACAGCAGAAACCUGGGAAGAUGAGAAAAGGAAGCUUAAGCCCGGUUCCUGAGAUGUGAAGAUGAAGUUUAAGUCUGGUUCUAGAAUCUGAGAUGCAGUAGAUGGUGCUGAAGCAACACUGAGGCUCCUGAAAUAUCCACAGUCCAGUGCGUAUAUAGAAAGUGCCUGCUGGCUCUUCCAAAUGUUGACGGUGCUGUGUCUUCAAGAGAUGCACUCUGGGACAAGAGAACACUGACUGCCUUGAGUAUAAACUUACAUAAGUUCUAAAAAUGGGAAGAAUUUUUCUGGAUCAUAUUGGUGGCACUCGCCUGUUCUCCUGUGCAAACUGCGACACGAUUCUGACCAAUCGUUCUGAGCUCAUCUCCACUCGUUUUACAGGGGCCACGGGAAGAGCCUUUCUUUUUAACAAGGUGGUAAAUCUGCAAUACAGUGAAGUUCAGGAUCGGGUCAUGCUCACUGGCCGCCACAUGGUUCGAGAUGUGAGCUGCAAGAACUGCAACAGCAAACUGGGUUGGAUCUAUGAAUUUGCCACUGAAGACAGCCAGCGCUACAAGGAAGGUCGUGUUAUCCUGGAAAGAGCAUUGGUCCGAGAGAGCGAAGGAUUUGAGGAGCAUGUUCCAUCCGACAAUUCCUGAAGAGGCUUGGGUCUCUUCUCAGGUUCUCUUCAAUUGAAACUCAAAAAUAAUAAAAUCAACAAAAAAAUCUGCUUACAUACACUGUCACCUUAGCAUCAGAGUCGGAUUCAUGGACUACAGACUGGGAAAGAUUGUGAGAGUAUUUCAGAUGGAACCUUCCUUUCUUUAUUCCUUUUAUAUUUGACUUUCCCUCCAGCAGCUGUUUGUAGAAAGAAUGUUGUGCAGAUGCUGUAACUUUUUCUCUCUUGCAUUUACAUCUGUUAGAUUUGAGUUUGUAUCUACAGAUACAAUGGGCUAAAAGGAAAAUAUUUGGGGGAUUUGUCUUUUGUUAGAGAGAAAUUCAAUGAGUUUUUUUAGUUUGCACAAACUGAUGUCAGCAUAAAGUUAUUUUAAAACUACAGAUGUUUUUUAAAAAGCAUAUUCCAAUUUUUGGCUUAAGUUUUUAGUUAGUUUUUUUUUUUUACCCAGUCUUUUCACCUGAUUUGCUAGCUAAAGUAAAGAGAUCCGAAUUUGUGCCGAGUGCUAAAGGUUCAGUGUUGGUACAGCUUGGGCUGGCCCUUGUGCCAUAUUCUUGUUGAGGUUGAUUGGUAGCACAGAGCCCAUUAUUUCUUGUCAUUCUUGACCCAAAGAUGUCACCAUUCCUUGUUUAUUUGUGAAGUCCCAUUCACCAUGUAAACUGGUGUUGAUUGGAAACUAUUCUUGAAAUAGGGCAAAACUGCUUGGCUUUUUAUAACUUUAACUGAUGUAACUUAUAAGCAUAGUAAUAAUAUAAAAUAAUAGUUGUCUGUUUAGUCUUGCGUUGCUUACAAAUCAAGCUGUGUUUGUAAUGAUAGGGAUCCACUGAGAAACUACUGUUUCAGUAGUAAUUUUUUUUCGUUUCUCUAAUCUCAUUAAGUAGACAGGGAAAUGCAAAUCUUAAUUCUUCUUCAAGUAGCUUUCUUUAAAGCCAGAACUUCCUAUGUUAAACACAGCUGCUGUGUAAAAGGAGAAGAUUGCCAGGAUAUUUGUUCAUGCCUAGAGUUAUGCAAUCUGCAUCUCUUGAAAAGAUAAACAGCUUGUUUUCAAAUGCUGCUUCUGGUGUUGAAACCUUUCUUUCAACUUUGUUGAACCUUUUCAUUGUGAUGUUACAUUUUUAUCUUUCUGGGCAGCAGUACAUGUCAGCCUAGUAGUAACUAGUGACUUGGAUUCCUGCUUUAUUCUUGUAGAGGUCAGCUCUGUUCAAAACAGUGAUCUUGCUUGCCUUUUUUAGCUCUUCAUUAACUUAACUCAAGGGUGCCCAAACACUUUCAUUGUGUCUUAAGCCAUAAGUUAAGAUCUCAAGGGCUGAAAUUUAUUUGAAUGUUAGAUAUGUAUGGUUCUUUAUCAAAGAUACAAGUUUGGGUUUUUUUCUUAUUGGAUAAAUUGUUGUCAAUGUGAAAUACAUUACCCAUAGAUGUACGAGAGCGGAAAAAAAUCCCACCCAACCAAACAGAUUUGGGCUCUGACCUUUCAGAAGAAGUUUUCUUCAUUAGCCACAGCUCCAUAUCUGAAACUAAAUUGUGGAGGGUGACUAUGCAGAGUAUUUUUCUUAAUUUUUUCAGUUGCCAAGUGGCAAUUUGGACACCCCUGACUUGAAUCUACUGCCUAUUUCAUGUAAAAGUAGCUUUAUUAUAGAAUUGUCACAUAGAAAGAAAACAGAGUAGAUCACAUACCAGAGCUGUGCUUGAAUCAAGCUGCUUAAACAAUAGUGUACUUGUGCCUCAAAUGAAUCGGUUUUUGCACUGAGUACAGUAGUACCCCAUUAUCUUGUACUUCUGUCCUUCACAGACCCUAAAAGCCCCAUUAGCAUGGUUCUCUGCAGUACUUUUCUUGUACUUCUGACAUUACAGUACAAUAAAGUAUGUUUUGUCCUGAA